UGAGCAGUAAGUUCGCCUAUAUUGGCAGUUGCAUGCUUAGAAACUUUGUACUGACAGGCAUGUACAGUGAAAAACAUUUGGAGACCGCUGUCCUAGACAACCAUGGAUGGCAUUGCAAUAUGUGUAAAUCUAACUAGACAAAGAAACACUCUUCAAAAAAAUACUUCAAAACAUCUGCUUUGAAAUCUGCCCGCAUACUCUACUGCACUGCUUCCAGAAAUCUCUGUGAAUUCAUUUCUAAAACUCCUUUGUACUCAUUCCUUAAUGUCCUAUCCUACUUGCAAGAGAUCCUUCUCAAGCUUUAUCACUGCACCAAAUCUGUUCAAUCUAAAGAACACUUAAAAUUUUCCUUCUUAUAUCUGGAAAGUGUUUGAAUUCCCUACUUUGAGCAAGUUAGCAGCAUUUUUAAAAUAUGUACAUUACAUCCUGGGGCAAGACACAGACUCUAUGAACACUUGUGCCAUUUCUCCCACACAGCAUUGGCUGUGCUUGUCUGGAUUUCAAAUUGCUUAGGAGAAUCUGGUAUUUUUUUCCUUUGCAGGAGAGCAGAGCAAUCCUGACAUGAAAAAGUGUGCAAGCUUUUGGUAAUUUCUCUGUCUUUACAGAUGAGAUCCCUCUAUCUUCUUCCUCUACUAGAUGGCAGUUAGAAUCUCUAACAGACAGUUGGAAGAUCUAGUCUUAUUUUCUUCCAGCCAGGAUAAAUAAUCUAUUGACUGUUAUGCUCCAGCAUAGUGAGUAUAUAAAAAAUGGGAUCUAGACAUGGAAAUCUGUGCUUCUCCAUCAAUUAUCUGGCAGAAAUGAGAUGUAAUCACUGUAAUCUAUACCUGUUGCAUCAUUUGGCUUUCGUUUGGCUGGUCCUUACAGGUAUGGUUGAGAGGUAAGGUUGAACCUACAUCCUUUGUUUUGUUAGGAAAAGUCAAGCAGAAGCCAAGGUCAGAAUGUCCUUCCUGCAAGCCUAUGGCCCACCAUGACAAUUCUUACUCAACAGUUGCACAUGUGAAGAAAGUAGAAUACUGUUAACUUCAUGAUACUGGGCAAGAGCAAUUAGAUUAGUCUCCUCAAGCAGUUUCUAGAGACUUCAGGGGCUUGUAUACAAAAUUUAAUUCACUCUAUACUUUAUGAAAAUGUCUUCCAUUUCUUGCAUUUUCUGAGACAGAAAUGUGUUUUUUUUUCUCCUACCCUUGCAUAUACGUAUGGGGUGCAAUCCUGACAUGAAAAAGUCUGCAAGCUUUUGGAAACUUCUCUGUCUUUGCAUACAUAAAUUCCGAGGGCUCUGUGAAAACUGACCGUGGAUUAAAACUUAAAAACUUAAAAAUGCAUCGAGCCCUUUAAAUUCAAAUUCUUUCUCUAAUAUGAAACGACAGUAAGAGAAUCCUUAUCAUAUUUGCAUACUUUGAGAUAGCAGCUGACUAUUAAUCAUCAAAAAUGUAGAAUAAAGUAAAUAUUUAAGGGCUUAAUAUGAGAGUUCCUCCUCUGAGAUAAGUAUGUGACCAUGUGAUGAGAACAUCUAGCUGAGUUUAAUAUUCCUUAGCAUAGCUAGAGCUUUUAGGAGCCUAUGAAAAGCUGAGUGAAACUUGUGAGUUCUUAAGAACUGCAAUGUCCAGUUUAUUUUCUUCUUUUUGUCUAAUAAUUGCUAUAACUGUAAUGAUGGGACUUCUAGGAAAUGGGACUAUCUUGGCUGUCAGUUCAACUAGUUGCAUCAGGAGCAAAAUAUUGUCCUCCUAUGAGGUGACUGUGAUCUUUCUGGGUUUAUCCAGGUUCUUUUCUCAGUUCUGGAUGAUGCUGGAUUUCUUCCUAAGUCUUUUUUGUCAACCUUCCUCUCAUAAAGGAAAUUUAUUUGUAACCUUUACAGUUACAGUUUUUAUAUUCCUGAACUCUUCUAGUUUUUGCUUUGCUGCCUGGCUUAGUGUCUUCUGUUGUAUCAAGGUUGCCAGUUUUACUCAGUCAUUCUCAUGUCUGAAGCCAAGGAUGCUGACAGCAUCAUCUCUAUUUUCCUUUGCAACCUCUCUUCCGUUCUCCUGGGAUAACUGCAACACACAUGGCAACUUCACCACUCCUUUUACCAUGACAAACUCUUCAGAAAGGAGAGCCACAAGGAAAGCUAAGAUUUUGGUUUUGAUCCUUUUCUGUAAUGUUGGUAUAGCUUUGCCUUCAAUAAUGUUUGUUUUUUCAAGUGUCCUGCUGAUUGGAUCUCUGUGGAGGCACACCAGCAUGCAAAAUAAUGCAACUGGCUUCAGGGAUCCCUGCUUAGGAGCUCUUAUUGGUUCCAUCAAGACAGUCUUCUCCUUCCUCCUCCUGUAUAUUACAAGUGUGAUUGCUUUGAUUCUCAUUUUAUCUGACACUUUCGUGUCUUUGAGCACUGAGGAAGCUGUAUGUGUUGUUGUAGUGGCUGCCUGUCCUGCAGGACAAUCUAUGGUCUUAAUCUGGAGCAACCCCAAAUUUCGAGAGUUGCUCACCAGCGCUUUGUACCACAUGAGCUGUUGUGUCAGAGCUAGAUGCAGUUGAAAGAACAGGGCUAGUCUGCUCUUUCCAAUUCAGAUCCAAAUCAAUGAGAUCAA
Centrocercus urophasianus (Greater sage-grouse) is the source of this 2558-nucleotide messenger RNA. Its product is annotated as taste receptor type 2 member 40-like. The record is from RefSeq and is a predicted model, not a curated record. Gene Ontology annotation, cellular component: membrane. Gene Ontology annotation, biological process: G protein-coupled receptor signaling pathway; sensory perception of taste; detection of chemical stimulus involved in sensory perception of bitter taste. NCBI's taxonomy places the organism in Eukaryota, Metazoa, Chordata, Aves, Galliformes, Phasianidae. Gene Ontology annotation, molecular function: bitter taste receptor activity; G protein-coupled receptor activity.